CAAUGCCUGCAUGUGAAAAUGAGAAGAACGUGGAGAAACACUGUCACCACGGGGAAGUAACUUUACUCUGCUGCUACCUUUAUUCUGGUCUGAGCAGAUAGUGAAUGGAUAUCUACUGUUUUUUGACAAUGGAUCAAGAUGCUCACUUCUAACAGAUCACAUGCAGCCAUCAGGAACAGUGCAACAGCUAAUGUUUGCCUGGAUUUGGAGCAUCCAUGCUUCUGUACAUGCUUGUCUUCAUGGCGUAUCACAGCAGCAGAUGGAUACCCCGGAACCAGAGGUUAAAAUUUCAGAUAGUGAAUGCAGUGUUCACGGCAGUUGUCCUGGUUCCUCAGCUCUACGUCAUGGGAAGGCCAAAAUCCUCAAGAUACUGCAGGCAGCCGCUUCUGAACAACCUGUCAGCCUCUAUUGCUUUGUCCUUCAUAGCUUCAGGUUUUUCAGUGAUAUUCACAUUGAUGGACCCAGUUCCUCAGAGUUUGUGGGCUGCCUAUCAUGUGUUUGGUCUGUUGUCAUGUGGACAAGGGCUGUGUACUGCCAUCCUGACUCUGACAGCAGCCGCAUGUGCCAAAACCACCCCAGAGCUGUACUACAUGUCCCUUACUCUAACAGUCGCCUCUACUUUAAGCACAGGUUUUUUCAUGGUGAGAGGAGGACUGUGGUUAACUACAAGGCGGCCUUUGACGGACCAAAGCAGAGGCUAAAAUGAGUGAUAAAACAGUCCAGCUGUCCCACAUUGACAUCUGAUACUGCACAUAUAAAGAAUUCAUGAGGUUUUCAUGCCGCCAGCAGCCGGUAACUUUAAACCAUGAGGAGGGAAAAAAGGCAAGUGACUUAAUCCACCUUAUAUUAUAAUCCCCACAUCAGAAAAGCAGAUGUCUUGACUGUUUAAAGUUUUUGCUUUUUAUUUGUUGAUGGGUUCUGGUUAUAUCUGGCAAUUUCAUGUGACAAUUUGCCAUAGGAAGCUAAUAAAAAUGUGGUUCAAACAGUACAUUCAAAGUACAAUUAUACAUAUAAUAAGAAUACAGAUGUGAAUCUGCAUACAGUACUGAAAGUGAUGUUUAUUUCAUUGGAAAAACAAAACUGCAAUAAAAAAAUUAUAGCAGGAAAAUGAAAAGCUUUACUGAUUUGUAAAGCAAACAUGUCCAGGUUGCAUUGAUAAAAAUAAAGAAAAAGGAUUGCUGCACCAAAACACAAGUGAUCUCCAUCGUCAAGAUGUUCUCAACAAAAAGUGGGAGAGCUGCUCAUGCAUAAGAAAAAAAACCUAAACUGUAAAAUCCAGUUGAUGCAAAAUGUAGAUUUAUUUUACCUGCUAUCUUCCAUCACUAUCUGAUCACUGGUUUAAAACACCAGAAAUUAUUUUAAACUCUUAGAUUACACUUACUAUAUAUCUGUUUGUAACUUUUUCACUUUUUAGUCAAACUUUAAAGCAAGAAGAACAUUAAAAAGGCAUGAAAAGAUUAUCCAAACACUUCAAAAUGCAAUCAUGUAGAGAAAAUUAUUUGAUAUUUCUGUGUCCUAGAAGAGAAAGUCACUGUUGCAUCAUAUGGUGCCAAUGUGAUGGAAGAAUUGCUGCACCUCAGGAAAUGGAAAAUAAUAUUUUGUAGAUUUUCAUUUUAGUCUUUUAAAUUGUAUUCAUGCUGACAGAUUCGCUGCUGACUAGCCGUUUUUGAGGAGAUGAGGACACCUGGAAAAUCUUUACAGCCUAAUGGUUACAAAAACACUGCUGCUGAAACUCAGCAGCAUCCAGCUUGUAUUUAAGAGAAUCUUCAAUGGAUGAACUAUUAACUUGAAUCUUGUUUUUGGAUCCAUUUGGACUUAAAAAAAAAAAAAAAAGCACCAGUAGAUCAUAUGCAUAGACUAUUCUUAGAGGAAUGUCACUGUAUAAAGGACAGGAAUGUACUUUAUAUUCACAAAGCACCAAAUAUUUGAUAUCACCUGAAAGAUUUUUGUUACAAAUGUGUUUAUUCAUAUUAAUGAUGAAUAAAAUAUAUUAUCUGUGGGA
Messenger RNA from Amphiprion ocellaris (clown anemonefish), 2002 nucleotides. RefSeq lists its product as uncharacterized. The transcript has 7 exons. Bases 216 to 701 code for a protein of 161 amino acids. The record is from RefSeq and is a predicted model, not a curated record. NCBI's taxonomy places the organism in Eukaryota, Metazoa, Chordata, Actinopteri, Pomacentridae.